This is a messenger RNA of Phlebotomus papatasi, 3026 nucleotides long. RefSeq lists its product as uncharacterized. The transcript has 3 exons. Bases 2390 to 2962 code for a protein of 190 amino acids. The record is from RefSeq and is a predicted model, not a curated record. Lineage: Eukaryota; Metazoa; Arthropoda; Insecta; Diptera; Psychodidae.
CCCAAAUUGGCGAUUGUAACACCUUAAAUGUCAGUCAGCCUUCUGUUUCAAGAGCUAUGGCUUUCAUUUCAAGAAUUUUGGUUCAAAACCUGGCAGAGCAAUAUGUGAAAUUUCCGUCUAAUGAGAAUGAGAUUACAAGGGUUACAGAGGGCUUUAGAAUUCAACACCAAAUGCCCUGUGUACUUGGAGCUUUGGAUUGCACCCAUAUCUCUAUCAUUAAACCCAACAUCCAGGAAGCUGAACAUCAUCCUCGCUAUUAUCGAAAUCGCAAGAAAUUUUAUAGCAUAAAUGUCGAGGCGACGUGCGAUUCUGAAUUACUGUUCACCAGUGUAAAUGCCAGAUUUCCCAGAUCAUCACACGAUAGCUUAAUUUGGUCCAAGUCGCCUGUGCGGGCAGCUUUAAGAGAUCGAUUUGAUCAGUUCAACCCGAAAUUUCUUCUAGCUGAUUGCGGCUAUCCAAGAGAACCGUGCCUUUUAACUCCCUAUGGAGAAAAUGAAAACGAAGCUUUCCAAAAAAACUUUAAUAAAAAGCAAAUAGCUGCAAGAAAUUGUAUUGAGCGUGCAUUUGGAGUACAAAAUCUUCACUUUGAUUUGUAUUUUAACUCAUUUUUAUCAUAAGUUUUAACAAAGAAUUUUCAUUUACUGUCUCGCGUGUACUCCGUGUAGUCAUGUAUAAAAAAAAAACACUACAACAACUUGACAACUUGAGAGCUCUUCAAUCUUAAAAAAUGACGUACAAAAAGGGGACAUCUAAACCGUUAAACGUCCCUCAUUUUUUAAGAUUGAAGAGCCUCUCCUCCCUCUCACUGCUUGUGUGCAUCACUGGUCUGUGAUAUGUGGUGGAUUCAAUAAUUCCAUAAGUAAAAUAAAAAUUAAAUUCUAAUGAAAAAAUGUUUAUUAAAGUUUUAAUACUGUUCUUAUACUGAAUAAUUUUUAUUUCCCGCCAAAGAGCGACCCCUCCACACUGAUUAGCGAUAAUCAGUACCCAUUAGGAGCUUUUUUGGAGAAAGCUCUUAAUCUGUGAAUAGCUAAGCACAUUUGUUUUUUAAUCAGCUAAACAAAUCAGCCGAAUCUUUGAAUUGACCCCUAAAACAGUUCUCAAAAGUAUGGACGGAAUAACAACCUUUGUUGAUAGUUCACAACUGUUUUGAACUAUUUCAUAUCCGUUGUAGAAUGAGUCUCAACAACCGACUUAUGCUGAUUCACAAAAUAUUUCAGCCAGUUCACAACGAACUAAAUUGGUUCAGAACCAAUUUGAAUCAGUUGUCAACAAUUAGAUCUGAUUCAUAACAUAUUUUUGCUGAAAACGCUGCCUAUUUCAGCUAACUGUGCUCGCUGGGGAGUACUCUACUCAUUUUAAUCAGAUCACAACGCAAUGUAAUUUAAUUCACAACCGAUUCGAAUACAUUCACAACCGAUUUCAGUGACUUCCAAACGAUUUGGUCUAAUGGGUAUGAUUCACAAUCGUUGUGAAUGAUAGAUUUAGAUCAUUCGCAUUCCAUUUUAAGGAUUUCACAACCCUUUAACAACAAUUUUGCCACUUAUUCGAACUGUGUCGCUACCGAUAUGAAUGAGUGCGAAACGAUUUUGAAUAAUUAUGUAUCGAUUUGAACGAUUGAACUGAUUUGCAACUGACUUCAAUGAGUUCCUGAAGAUUUCGUUAAUCAUUGUGGUUGUGAAUCAUUCUUAACGGAUUUGAAUCAGUGAAACACAAUUGAUUUGAACUGAUUCACAAUCUUUGUUGAUCAUUUGCAACCGUUCUGAAGCGUCACAACCGAUUAGAAUUAUUACGUAACCGAUUUUAUAAAGAAUUCUAGACGAUUUGGUCCAAUUAAAAACUAUUGCAAUCAAUUAUAAUGAGUUCGCAAAGAUUUGAACUGAUUCACAACAUCACAACCACAACCCUUUGUUGAUCAUUUGCUACUGCUUUGAACUGAUGAAUAAACGAUUUGAAACAGUUUACAAAGAUUUUCUUUGAUUCACCACCGAUUUGAAUUGCUUUGAAACCGGUUUUAUCUAAUCGUUUUACAACAGUAUCUUGUUGAUAUCCUAAGUAUCCAUGUAACAGAAAUAUUUUAAAUUUGAGAGGACAAAAGAACAAUUACAUGAUGAAGCAAAAUCCUGAGUAAUUUUCCUCAAGUGAUUGGAUAAAAGGAAAUAGACUAAAAAUACAGAGACUUCGGCGCAGAAAAAAGUUUAACGAUCUCUGAGGAAAAAUCAACUGUGAUCUCCACAUUGAUCGUCAGUCUCUAUUUUGCAUCUUUUGGCGGUGGUUCGCAUAAAUUGUACAAGUUGUACGAUAAAUUUUACAAGAAAAGAGAUAAAUAGAAAAGAAUUCUAUCGAUCAUCGUGUGAAAGAUCACCUCUUAUAAAUACAGAUCGCGCGAGAAAUGAUGGAUCAAGAUCGGCCAAUUGUGGAUGAGAAUCAAAUCCAGCGAUCGCGCGAGGAAAGACGUACUACAGGGCGCAUUGUGGCAGUGAUCGUGGCCCUGUCGAUCAUAAUGUUGGCCUGCUACCAUGCUUGGAUCAGAAAGACUGCUGUUCUCGCGGGAGUAAUCAUUCCCGCCUUGAUAAUGGUUCUAUAUACCGCUUGGGUACUUUACACAGCCAAAAGGGACAAGUACAGAAGAAAUUUGGAGCUUCAUGGUGCCAGUCUGGCUGAGGUUUUGUCCAUGGGACCGUCGUCAUCAUCCAAAAAAGACAGUGAGGCAGAUUCAGGAGCUGCACAGGCAGCAAGAGCUGAGAAGAGACAAUCGAUUUCAGAGGAUUCUCAGAGGCAUCCUCCAUUGGAGCGAAAAGGAGCUUCAGGAGCACCCUUGAGGCAUGCAGGGAAGAAGAAACCUCAUCCUCGUGUUGUCCUGGCUGAGAUACCGCGACAUUCAGGCGGUGGGGUCCCAGGAAAGGCUGAAGAUCUCGACCACAAGAAAUCCAAGGACUACAAUCGAAGUCAAUCUGCGGCUUAAGAAUAUUUCCACCAUCAGAGACUUUUGCAUAUUAAUUGCAUGUAAAUACAUAAUUUUCAUGAGA